AUGGGAUAUCAAAAGCCUGCAUGGUUGGAAGCUCUUUAUACAGAAAAGUUCUUUGUUGGUUGUUCUUAUCAUGAAAAUGCAAAAAAGAAUGAGAAGAAUGUUUGUUGCUUAGAUUGUUGCACAAGUAUUUGUCCUCACUGUUUGCCGUCUCAUCGCUUCCACCGCCUUCUUCAAGUUCGUCGUUAUGUUUAUCAUGAUGUUGUUAGAUUGGAAGAUCUUCAGAAACUAAUCGAUUGCUCUAAUGUUCAGGCCUAUACUAUCAAUAGUGCUAAAGUGGUUUUCAUCAAGAAGAGACCUCAAAAUCGUCAAUUCAAAGGAUCGGGAAACUAUUGUACUUCAUGCGAUAGAAGCCUUCAAGAACCUUUUAUUCAUUGUUCUCUUGGAUGCAAGGUGGAUUUUGUGCUGAAACACUACAGGGAUCUUUCACCCUACUUAAGGACAUGCCACAUCCUACAAUUGAGUCCAGAUUAUCUCAUUCCACAAGAAAUGGGAGAAGAAGAGAUAACAAGAUCAACAAUUGUGGAUUGUGAUGAACAAAUGAGUUCAUAUUCAGGAUCAUCAUCAUCAGGGUCAGAAAAUAUGAGCAUUGCAUGCACAGAAAUUGUAAGGAAAAGAAGAAGUGGAUGGACAAGUAUGUGUGCAAAAUUCAUGGCCAAUAAUAAUAUCAAUAAAGUUUCUGAUGAAGACAUGGCUUCAAGUAUGAUUAGUAGAAGAAAAGGAAUCCCUCAUAGAUCUCCUCUAUGUUAG
This is a messenger RNA of Vicia faba (fava bean), 747 nucleotides long. The record is from the annotation of a GenBank genome assembly. Lineage: Eukaryota; Viridiplantae; Streptophyta; Magnoliopsida; Fabales; Fabaceae.